AUGCAGCCCCCUUGUUCUCUCCAGCUCGGCCCCUGUGGCCCCCCUCCAGCCCUGGGAUCGCAGGGCAGCGCUGCCGGCCUCCAGCAGCUGGAGGAGAAGCUGCUCUUUGAGAAGUUUUGGAAGGGGACUUUCAAGGCUGUGGCCACCCCAAGACCGGAGAGCGUCAUUGUGGCCAGCAUCACCGCACGCAGGAGGGUGAUUGACUUGGAGACGACAGCCUGCCAGCCGCUCAAGACUGAUGAGAAGAAAGCAGCGGACUCCCGGGUGGAUACCGCUGACAGAAACGGCUGCAUCAAAGGGAAAGGACGCAAACACCACAGUCAUCGCAGGGCCAGGAGCCCCUCCUUUGAUGAGGAUCUCUCCCCUCGGCAUAAAGGGAAGAAGAAGAAGAGAAAGUCUGAAAGGAGGAGGAAGAGGAAAAGGUCUCCUUCCCACAGCCUGUCGCCUCUGAGAAAGAAGAAAAAGAAGAAGAAGAAGAACUCCAAGAAAAGCAAGCGGCAUAGGUACACCUCAAAGAAGUCCAAACACAGCUCUUCAAGUUUAAAACAUAAGAGGAAGGAUGAGCGCAAGCACAAGAAAAGUUCACGGACUCACUCGCGGCGGAGACGACGCCAUCGGAGGUCAGAGUCGGACAGUUCUUCCUGCCAAUCUUCCACAGAGGACAGACACCAUCUGCAGAAAUCUGUGGUGCAUCAGACAUUAGGAGCCCUGGCAGCUGUAGUUGAGGAAACUAACGGCGUGCUCGAUCACACGGACAUGAAGUGGAGACCUGCAACCAAAUCAGUGUGUAAAACGGCUCCAAAAUAUCGCUCCAUCCUCUCAACGGCCACCAUUGUGUCAUCAAAACCUGUAGACGAGCUCUUACACAGAAACGGGUCUCAGGAUUUAUCCAGCCAGAUCGAAGGUCCGCACGAUUACGAUUCUGGGAAUGACACGUCUUCUCCGCCAUCCAGCAAAACUGGCGUUUCUCGAGUGAGCGUCGCUGACAUCAAGAGGAGUCACUGUCAGCGUCUGGCCUCCCCGGAGAAGCUGAAGUUUAACGACAGAGACAACGUGUCUGAUUCAGGAAACUCUGUGACCAGCUACGCCUCCCUGUGCAGACCUUACGGCGAGGACGGCUUGUCUGCAGCUCUCUUCAGUGCAAACGGCAAGAGGGAGCAGAUCACCUUGGGGUGUCGGGUGGAAGUGGUGAGAUCUCCAAAGACCUCUGGCUGUUCUCAGAGGAUGAACAAAUCAUCCGGAAGGCGUCUGAAAACUCGGCAGUCCAGCAGCAGGAGCAGGAGCAGGAGCAGGUCCUCGGGGAGUUCCAGAUACCCCGGACGCUACUCUCGAAGCCUGUCGCUGUCAUCCUGCAGUUCGUACUCACGCUCACCGAGUUACUCGUCUGAUCCGAGGCGACGAGGCAGCGUGGCCAGCCUGAGCUCCAGAGGAAGCUACUCCAGAUACACUCCUGACAGACUACGAGACAGAAAGAGAACUCCGAGCUCCAGAGAGACAGAUGUGAAGCAUGCACACAAGCAUGGUGGGAAGAGACGGAGACGCAAAUCCUACUCCCCCAUGAAGAAGAGGAGGAGAGACUCACCGAGCCAUCUGGAAGCCCGCCGAAUCACAAGUGCCAGGAAGCGACCCAUCCCAUACUUCCGACCCAGCCCUUCCUCCAGCAGUUGCUCCACCAGCGUGUCGUCCUGGAGCAGCCUCUUCACCCGCAGCCGCAGUCGCAGCCCGAUCCACAGUUUCAGCCGGAGCCGGAGCAGAAGCCACAGCCGCUCCUCCUACAGGAGCUACAGCCGCAGCUCGUCCUGGAACUCAAUCUUUGGGACCCGCAGUCGCAGCAGGAGUCGCGGUCCGUUGAACAAACGCAACAAAAACAGGCAUUAG
Molecule: messenger RNA, 1878 nt
Organism: Notolabrus celidotus (New Zealand spotty)
Lineage: Eukaryota; Metazoa; Chordata; Actinopteri; Labriformes; Labridae
Gene: srrm4
Product: serine/arginine repetitive matrix 4
Exons: 13
Coding region: 1-1878 (625 amino acids)
Biological process (GO): regulation of RNA splicing; neuron maturation; mRNA processing
Cellular component (GO): nucleus
Molecular function (GO): mRNA binding
Source: RefSeq, a predicted model, not a curated record